CCGCUAACGGCAUCGGCAGGAGAGAAGGAUCGUCGGAGAUACCGGGGAUAUAUCGACAUGAUCCGAUCCACAGCCAAGCACCCAGAACGCGAGAGCGAGAGAUUACCGUUAGCGUCUUGGUAAGAUACUUCUUCGGCAAUGCGAGGCGGCGCUGACAACCCCUAUCAGCGCUACACAGGCCGCAAAGGAAUCCCCCCUUCCCUCUCGAUUGCGAGCAGCACGAGUGACCUGGACGGCGCCAUGACCGUGAGCAUGACCAGACCCCAUUUUGAUGAGAACUCCCCCAGUACGCACGCGGGAGAGCGGACGCAGCCCCACAGGCACCGCUUCGACGUGCACAUGAAGCAUGAAGACCACACAAGACACCACCAUCCAAACAGAGGGGUGUCGGACCCCUCGGCAUUCCGGCCAUGCAGCAGCCACUCGGUGACGGGCGAGGAGACGCCGGGCCUCGCGGGCUUCCUCCCGUCACGGCAGGGCAAGUACGCGGCCACCACCCAUCGGACGCUGCUGGCUGACAGCCCGAUAUCGCUCCCGGCUGGGCAGACUCACGUGCCGCAUGUUGACGAGGCUAUGGCCAAGGGCUCUGCUGCUGGUGGUGCGAUGGGCAGCUCCCUGGCUGACCGCCGGCAGCGGGCGAUGCUGUCAGUGGCGAUUCCUCAGCGUGCCAAAGAGGGUGAGGUAGCUGGUGCGGGAGGCAGGUCGCCAUCGGGUGUGGGUGACGAGUGCGUGACGCCCAUGACGGCCCCACCGCACUGUCGCACUCGCAAGGGCGGCGCCUACUCGCCGCUGCCGGGGUGGCAUGAGAGCACUGGGGUGGCUAGGGAUGUCUACGAGGCGGUCAAGGAACAGGUGGGUGGGUGUGUGGGUGCGUGGGCGACACAUGAGAGAGAGGAGGGGACGAUCGUGCGUGUUGUCUGUUGUGUGCAGGGUCCGCCGUUUCCCAAGUUCCAGUUGUUGAAGGGCCUGACCCUCGAGCAGGCGCGCUUCGCCGGCAUCAUCCGGCACAAGUCACGCCAGCAGCCCGUUCCCCUAUCUGCCUCACCGCACCCCGUCACCAAUACCACGACGACGUGCAGCUACCGCCGGAGGCACACACUCGCCACACACCACCAGCACCAGCACCAGCAGCAGGGCAGCCCGUCCAUCUCGACGCCCCAGACGCCCGUCAUCCUGGGUGCGGACCCCCGCAGCCCCGCCAGCCACCGCGUCAAGCUCAACCUUGAGGCGGCCCUCGGCUUCGACACGGCCAGCCCGAUUGUGUCGCCAGUGGAUGAGAAAGCCGAGUGGGGCAAAGACGAACCAAAUGGGGCGGACAAGACCACCGCUGGCUUGCGUGCUCGUGGCGACCGGCGAGCCCACACGUCCGGGUCAUUUCUGUCGCCGGGGUCAGCGGCGCAGCAUGGGCAUGGGCAUGGGGGGUGGCGAGGGUUCAACCGGCACAGCAGCCUGCCGCUGUCGCUGCACACGGGGUCUGGGGGAGGGGCGGGGGCGGGAGGGCGAUCGACCGUGUCGCCCCGUCUUUUUGCGCUGCCUGAGGGGUCGACACCGACGGAUUGGGAGAGACUGCACGACGCUGCCAAUGGGACUGGUGCUGCAUCGGCAUCGUCGUCUUCCUCCUCUUGUGUAUUGCUGGGCGCGCCCCCUCCCCCAGCCCCGCCUCCCUUCCCCAUUCAGCAAGAGCCCAAGAGCGCGCCGCCCAAUGUUGACGCCCACGAGCAGUGGGGCGACCGUCGUGAUGGUGUACGUGAGGAGGAUGUGGUGAAAUCUGCCCGUGGCAAGUCGCCCCAGAUCACCCUGACCUCGCCGCUCGGACACAAGGCGGCCCUCGCACAGCCACCAGCAGCAGCAGCAGCAGCUCAGCCGUCAUCUCCCAUGUCUGAAGCAUCUCCGGCCCCCGUUCCGCCUGCCCCGACCACUCUUCCGGCUGUGAUGGUGCGGAUGGGCGCUUUGCUUGAUUUGUGGAAGCUCAUGCAGACGGUGCAGGGGGUCAACGUAGAAGACACCCUCAGAGCCUUCGCGCCAAGCAGAUAUGAAGACUGAUUGAGUGACCCUGACCCAUGCAUGGGGUGGGGACGGAUGGGUGGCCGGCCACUGGAGACGAUUUCUUCGUUCGGUGGUUCUUCUUUUUAAUGGAUGAAUGGAUGGAUGGAUGUGUGUGGAUGCAUGUGCGUGUGCAUGGGCGUGUGAGGGAGCGACUGGGUGGGUGCCGACACACACACACAGAGAGAGAGAGAGAGAGGCGACCGACCUGUGUGUCGUGUGCACCAGCGACCAGGGUGGUGUGGGGCGGUGAUGGUAUGUUGUGGAUGGAUGCUUUCGUGGCGUUGAUGCGUCCGUCUGGCCGCCACUGCCCGCCAGGACAUCGGGAGGGAGGGAGGGAGGGAGGGAGGAAGAAAGGGUGGGGGAGACUUUCUCGUUGGGUUUGCAUGUCUGUCUGUCUGUCCGUCCGGCCGGCCGUCCGUGCAUGUGCGUGCGUUGUGAGGACUUCUUCUUUCAAUCGCGCACGCAGAUUCGUGUGUCACAUUGUCAUGUCAUAUGUAUGAUGUGGGCGGGCAGGGACGUGCCAUCCAUCCUUUCUCCUUUCUCAUGGCACGGCACGUGUGCGGGCUGGAUGUAGGGACGCACCGGGACCAUGCAAAUGUCUGGUCUGUGGUCCGUUCUUGCUUCCCUGCCGCGACCGCUCUGAGACAUCCAUCUCUAUGGGUCGGACAAGGCCCCUCUCUCGUUCUUUCUCGCUCGUCAGGGUGGUGUGACAGCUCCUUAAGAGUCUGAUGAGUGGGGAGAACAGCGGCGGGG
Messenger RNA from Vitrella brassicaformis, 2799 nucleotides. NCBI's taxonomy places the organism in Eukaryota, Vitrellaceae. The record is from the annotation of a GenBank genome assembly.